CUGAGCUACAAAUGUGUUAGUGAAUAACACAAAACCAAGAUAGGACAAGAGAGAGACUGUAGAAGCCGGUUAAUUCGGCCAAAAACAAUCAGCCGGCUUUGCUUGCUGCCAUUUGCCAGCCCAGAAUAUCCUGCCAAAUUCUUCAUUUUCUUUCACCUCCCUUUUCUUUAUAAGCACCUAUUGUUGUAGACUCAGUCAUGUUCAAUUCUCCUCAAAGAUAGCUUCAUCCAAACAAAAACAAAAAAACUGCUAGUGCAUUUCUUGAUUGAGAUAUCAUGGUGAAGUUGAAACCGGGCAACGCCUUGAAUGGUGUGAACACUCCGGGGAUGAAGGUAAAACGCACUCGGAAAACCAUCCCUCGAGACUCUCCACCCAAGCGCAGCUCAGUUUAUCGUGGCGUUACAAGGCACCGGUGGACGGGGAGAUUUGAAGCACAUUUGUGGGAUAAGAACUGCUGGAAUGAGGCUCAGAACAAGAAAGGCAGACAAGUGUAUCUUGGUGCUUAUGAUGAUGAAGAAGCAGCUGCACAUGCCUAUGACUUGGCUGCUCUCAAGUAUUGGGGUCAAGACACUAUCCUCAAUUUUCCAUUGUCUACAUAUCAGAAAGAGAUUUUAGACAUGGAGGGACAGUCUAGAGAAGAAUAUAUUGGAUCAUUGAGAAGGAAAAGCAGUGGCUUUUCAAGGGGAGUAUCCAAAUAUAGAGGCGUGGCAAGACAUCACCACAAUGGAAGAUGGGAAGCUCGAAUCGGCAGAGUGUUUGGGAACAAAUACCUUUAUCUUGGAACUUAUGCUACACAAGAAGAGGCUGCCAUUGCAUACGACAUGGCAGCCAUCGAGUACCGCGGGCUUAACGCUGUCACAAAUUUCGAUCUCAGCCGUUACAUAAAAUGGCUAAGACCUAACAAUAACAAUAACAACAAUACGAACGCACACUCGGACCCAAGCUUAAACCUAGACUCACCGGGAGCCAUAACCUCCCCCCAACCGCCUUCAGACGCGGCCUUAUCCCAGCCACGGCCCCCCACCACGGCCACCGCCACAUCAGCCCUAGGUCUCCUCCUGCAAUCUUCCAAGUUCAAGGAAAUGAUGGAAAUGACACUGGCUGCAGAGUGCCCUUCCACACCAACACAGAGUGAUCCACCACAAUGCAGCAUUCCUGAUGACAUAAAAACGUGUUUCGGAUCCAACGAUUUUAGCGACUACAACGAGCAAGGAGAUGAUAUAUUUGGGGAGCUCUUCAUGCAGCCCAUGGUGCAAUUUGAUUCAAUGCUUAAUGGAGAAGAUUUGGUGCUAUAAAUUUUUAUUCUUUCAUUUUCAAUUAGUCGCAGGUUUCUCAGAGUCAAAGAGUGACAGAUUCUAAUAGGUAUGCUCAAAGCUAAUAUUCAAUUCUUUGAAUCAUCAUUUUUAUUUUUUGUAGAUACUAAUGUAAUAAAUCUGAGAAAUUGACUAGAUAAGAACAAUUGUUAAUUGUUAUUUGUUUUUUAUUUAUUAAUAAGACAUUUCUUUUGAAAUCUUAAA
Salvia miltiorrhiza (redroot sage) is the source of this 1517-nucleotide messenger RNA. Its product is annotated as AP2-like ethylene-responsive transcription factor At1g16060. The coding region runs from base 276 to 1295 and encodes 339 amino acids. The transcript has 8 exons. Gene Ontology annotation, biological process: regulation of DNA-templated transcription. Gene Ontology annotation, molecular function: DNA-binding transcription factor activity; DNA binding. The record is from RefSeq and is a predicted model, not a curated record. NCBI's taxonomy places the organism in Eukaryota, Viridiplantae, Streptophyta, Magnoliopsida, Lamiales, Lamiaceae.